Messenger RNA from Lagopus leucura (white-tailed ptarmigan), 1486 nucleotides. RefSeq names its product GTP binding protein 3, mitochondrial (gene GTPBP3). Gene Ontology annotation, biological process: tRNA methylation; tRNA wobble uridine modification. The record is from RefSeq and is a predicted model, not a curated record. Lineage: Eukaryota; Metazoa; Chordata; Aves; Galliformes; Phasianidae. Gene Ontology annotation, molecular function: GTPase activity; GTP binding; protein binding. Gene Ontology annotation, cellular component: cytoplasm; mitochondrion.
AUGGCGCUGCGGAGGGCGCUGAGAGCGGCGGGCCGGAGGUGUGCGCAGCGCCUGUGCUCGGUGGCACCGGGGGACACCAUCUUCGCCGUCUCCUCCGGACAUGGACGCUGCGGGGUGGCCGUCAUCCGUACCAGCGGGCCGGGCAGCGGGGGGGCCAUACGCAGCCUCACCGGGAGCUCCGAGCUGCCCCCCCCUCGCGUUAUGGCCCUACGGCGCAUCCGGGACCCCCGCACCGCAGAGCUGCUGGACCGCGGCCUCGUGGUCUGGUUCCCAGGACCCCAAAGCUUCACCGGGGAGGACUGCAUGGAGCUGCACGUGCACGGCGGGCCGGCGGUGGUGAGCGGAGUGCUGCAGGCACUGGGGCGUCUGUCUGGGCUGCGUCCUGCUGAGCCGGGUGAGUUCACACGCCGUGCGUUCCACCGGGGGAAGCUGGACCUGACGGCAGCUGAAGGGCUGAGGGACCUCAUCCAUGCUGAGACCGAGGCGCAGCGGCAGCAGGCACUGAGGCAGAUGGAGGGCGAGCUGGGGAGGCUGUACCAGCAGUGGGGCGAGACCCUCACCCAGGCCCUCGCUCAUAUCGAAGCGUACAUUGACUUCAGUGAAGAUGACAACGUGGAGGAAGAGGUGUUGUCCCAAGUGGAUGCAGCCGUGCGGACCCUGGAGCAGGAGAUUGCUGCACACCUGCAAGAUGGGCGCCGGGGGGAGCUGCUGCGCUCGGGGGUCCGCGCCGUCAUCGCCGGACCCCCCAACGUGGGCAAGAGCAGUCUGCUCAACCUGCUGUGCCAGCGCCCGGCUGCCAUCGUGUCCCCAGUGGCGGGGACCACGCGGGACGUGGUGGAGGUGUCCCUGAAUGUCAGCGGUUACCCCGUGGUGCUGAGUGACACGGCGGGGCUGCGUGAUGCCACCGACCCCAUCGAGCAGGAGGGAGUCAGCCGUGCUCGGGAGCGCCUGCAGCAUGCAGACCUGGUGCUGGCUGUGUUGGAUGCCACCACGGUGCCUGCUGAGCCGGCCGAGCUGGGGGCUGCCCUGGGCUCCUUGGUGCCCCCCACCACUCCCUGCAUCCUGGUUCUCAACAAGGCCGACCUGCUGGGGGGGCGCACGGGGGCUCUAUGUGAUGCCUGCACCCACAGACCCCCGCUGCCCCCCACCACCCUGCUGUCCUGCAAGACGGGCGAAGGCACCGACAGCCUCUUACAGCUGCUGGGGCAGCAGCUGGCACAGCUGUGCGGAGACCCCCUGGCUGGCUCUCCCAGCCUGACUCAGAGCCGGCACAGCACCCAGCUGGGGGGCUGCAUGGCCGCCCUGGCGCUGUACAGGCAGCAGCAGGAUGUGGGGAUGGCAGCCGAGCAGCUGCGCCUGGCACGGCGACACCUGGGACGCAUCACCGGGCACGUGGGUGCUGAGGACAUCCUCGAUGUCAUCUUCAGGGACUUCUGCAUUGGCAAGUGAUGGGGGUCCGUGGGGGUAUUAAACCGUGGUGCCUUGG